AUGUCGAUACAAUGCCAAAUCUGUAAGCAGCAGCUGUCUAAAUAUAAGUGCCCUAAAUGUGCUGUUCGUUACUGUUCUCUAGCAUGCUUUAAGAACCAAGAAAAGCAUAUACAUGAUGAGAGUACAGUCAAAGAACAGAAACCAAUAGAAAAAAAGCCCGAAGAUGUCACUAAGCAGCUACACACUCCUAAAUAUAAUGAAAUGUUGCAAAGAUCUGACAAAUUACGUGAGCUUCUCCAAUACAACACCGUCAAAUUUCACUUGGCAAAGGUUUACAAGAUACUUAAUGCAGGCACUGGAGCACUAGGAUCGUCCGAUACACAGUUGUCAACAGAGAUGAAGCAACAACUCGCAGUUGACUACCUCAAUACGCUAAGGUAUGGUGGUAUUCACUAUAAUGAGGCAGUAGAAGAAUUCUGCCAAAUUUGCAUUGAGUUAAUAACAGAAGAAUCCCAAUGA
Lachancea fermentati is the source of this 459-nucleotide messenger RNA. The record is from the annotation of a GenBank genome assembly. NCBI's taxonomy places the organism in Eukaryota, Fungi, Ascomycota, Saccharomycetes, Saccharomycetales, Saccharomycetaceae.